Molecule: messenger RNA, 2943 nt
Organism: Suillus fuscotomentosus
Lineage: Eukaryota; Fungi; Basidiomycota; Agaricomycetes; Boletales; Suillaceae
Exons: 19
Coding region: 1-2943 (980 amino acids)
Source: RefSeq, a predicted model, not a curated record
AUGCCUCUUGUUACCCGUUCAGGGCGUCGGACUAAAGCCCCACCACCGCCUGACUAUGUUCGCACUUACACGUUCAAGGACCAAAAGGCUGCUGAAUCUGAUGCCGAUGACAACCAGGCCUCUACACAUACUACGCGAAAGCAAACUCGCUCUCAUGCUGGCCCGAAGUCUGUCAUGAAUACCCAAAACCAAGACCGUCCGCAUCCUCAACCCAAGGCUCGCCCUCUUCCAAGGAAGAAGCGCAGUGACGUGAACGAAGGUCCCGAGGUCCAGUUGUCUGACACCGCCGACGGGUCCACAAAUGGCGCAGAUGGUGAUGUGCCAUCAGCUGGUCUCGAGGAAGAUGGUACUAGUAAUGCUGCCAAUGAGGAUUCAGGUAUCAACGAACCACAGAGAGCAGACUGCACUUCUAUCCGACGCGACAAACAAAGGGGAGAGAGAUCCAACGGUGAAUGCGGUGGUGCUGCAGCGACAGACAAAGGGGAGAGAUCCGACGGUGAAUGUGGUGGUGUUGCAGUGACAAACAAAGGGGAGAGAGACGCAGGUCUAUCUGACGGUGAAUGUGGUGGCAUUACUAAGAUGAACAAAAGGGAGACAAAUGAAGGGGAGAGAGAUGCAGGUCUAUCUGACGCUGAAUGUGGUGGCACUACUAUGACGAACGAAAGGAAGAGAGAUGCAGUUCCGUCCGACGGUGAAUGUGAUGGUACUGCAGCGACGAAUAAACAGGAGAAGACUGCAGUUGCAUCCACGACCGUUCACCCACGUAGAUCUGGUGCCCACAAAUCGUAUGCUCCUGGUCAUGAGAGCGAACCCACAGAGAGCUCUGACUCUGACAGCGACUGGGCAGAACUCAAAGAGAAGCGAAAGAAAGCAGAACGCGCUAAUGAUCCUGCGAGGCCAUUCAGACUGUCUGCGAAUGACAAGCAGAAGGGACGAGCGGUGGCAGACGACCACGGUGACAAUGCCGAUGCCGAUCCCGAGGGCUGCGAUGAAGAUCAGAUGUCUGAAGAUGGGGAUGGGGCCACACAUAAAGCAGGAAGACUGUCCAAAGAAGGCGUUUUGAAAAUGGAAGAAUUUGGCAAGAGAGUUAUGGCUGAAGCAACUGCAAUUGGAAAAGAGUUUGGGAAACACUGGAGGGUGAUUCUUAUCGAGGCAGGACUAGCGAUGAAGGCAACUCGCAAAGAGUCUGCCUGGAACCAGCAUCAAGCCUGGUUCCCGACUCAAAAUGCGCACUAUCAUGCCCACCCGUACAAAGACCCUAACCACGCAUCCCUAUGGAAGAAAAUCCAACACCAUUGGGAUAGCGUGGUCGCCAGCCCUGAGGAUCUUUCAUCACGGGAGUCAUCCAGUCUCAUGACAGCAGUUCGUGAAGUGUUUGCGAAAUCGGCUUCAUAUUGGUACCGCACCCACGGAAUCCAUAUCGCUGGUAUCACCAUUUAUCCAGGAGAUGAGGAAUCUGGUCGGCAGGCCUCUGGCUUUUUUGCGGGGUCUAAUAUGGUGAAGGCUCUCAUUGGCGCUCGACAAGUAGAUGUAAAGCACUUGAUAGAUGAGCUUACUACAAUCCUAAAAUACAAGGACUUGGAGGCUGCUCAAGCAGAAGGCAAGAGUCUCAAUUUUCUCCCACCACCUGUCGCAGUCCCCAAUGCUCCCCUCUUGCGCAACGGCAAAUCCACCAGGGAUAGAAAUCGCAUGGUGGCGCCUUUAAUCAUCAGUGAAGCAUUUGCUGAUGCUGGUCAUCCCUCUAAAACGUUGAACAGCAGGUGGAUGAGGAUGCUUGACAUUCUUUACUCUACGCAACUUUGCAUUCAUGACUGGCCAGCAGGAGUUCCACCCCCUGGCCCUGAUUUUGAUCUCAAAUCGCUGUCUGCGAGUCAAUUACGUGCCUUAGUGGGUCCAUAUCUCAGGAAGCAUCUCGGCGACAUGUAUGAGGCUGAGUUGGGCCGAGAUGAGGACGAGGACAAUGCAGAGAAAGCCACAAUGACAAAGCGGAAAGGUAAAUCGAAGAAGUCCAAUGAGAAUCACAGAACUCGUGGCACGGUUGUGCAGGAGCCCGAUGUCAUCUUAUCUAUCAAGGGGUGGACUCGUCAGCUAUCAGACUUCGCUGGAUACUCUCACGAGGUGUACUCAAUCCCUCUUGUUAUCGACACAGAUGGCGUCAUUUUACGUUGUCUGGAAGAGUCGGAGAAAUUUAUCAAGGACCUCCCUCCCCAUGUUACUGAGCGUUUAAAUACAGGGACUUCAUGCUCUAUUGGAGCUUCGCGCUCUCACCAGGAAGCUUCGCGCUUGUACCCCGCAGCUCCGCGCUCCGACUAUCGGGCUCCGCGCUCCAACUCUGGGGCUUUGCGCUCACAACAUGGGGCUUUGCGCUCACAACAUAGGGCUUUGCGCUCGAUUCCACCUGUCCCUAUUCACACUGACCAUGAUGAACUCCUGGAUCACAGCAUUCACUCAGAUGAGUCCGACGAUGAUCUCCCACCGUCAUCUCCACCACUGUCAUCUCCUCAUGCGACCCCUCAAGGUUCGAAUGUAGCAGCAGGACGAUACCAGUACAACUGCGUACGUGAAGAUAUCCGCCGCUCAAUGGCCUCUGAGACUAGGAAAUGGACUCGUGAUGAUUAUGAAAGUGCAAGGGAGGCCAACAACAUUGAAACGGGAAUGGUGGCUGCGAGACAUUGGAGCAGGACCCAUGACAGGGCAAGCAUGGGUAUGAGGUCUACCAAGGGUCACAAUCAUCCUAAGCCAUACGUUCGUGCCUCAUCAAAGGCAUGCAUGGGACCUUCCCCGAACCAAAACACUACGCACUUGCCAUCUCAUUCGGCAGUUGUGCCAUACUCUGAGGGCUCUCCAUUUUCGCGCCAAUAUGCCUCACAUCUUCAGCCUGCUCAUGUCCUGGAUCGCCGUUUACUUCCUCUUGUAGAUGAGGAUGAAUUUGAGUAUAACUGA